AAUGGUUUCUCACUCCAAUUUUGCAUUCUGUAAGAAUGUAUUUUAACUUUUCAACCAUCAUACAGAGGCUCUCGAAGCCAAUUUCAUUCUUUGGGAUCAAAUUAUGGAUUGUAAUUCUCACAUGCAUUGUUCUUUUCGUCCUUGUCUCUUCUCUCUGUAUCAUUAAAACCAGGCAGCGCCGCCGCCGUAAAGCACGUAAGGCCUUGAAGCCAUUGGUUACGAAAGAAAGUUUAUUGACACAUAACCGAUGGGAGAUUGAAAUGGGCAUGAGAAGUAUCCCUGCAAAACAAGUGAAAUUUUCUACUAGUAGAGCAACUAGGCCUAGUUACCAAUUUACAUUGACAGAGAUUGAAGCAGCAACAAAUGACUUUGCUGAAGAAAACGUAGUUGCUUGUGGAGAUUAUGCCAUUAUUUAUCAUGGUAUCAUGUUUGGCAAUACUAGAGUAGCAAUAAAGCGGUUGCUCAGUAGCAGGGCUAAAGCCAAGGAAUUUACAGGGGAGGUGGAGGUAUUAUUGGGACUCAGACACAAAAACUUGGUGAAAUUGAUUGGUUAUUGUUUUGAAGGAUACUACAGGAUAAUCGUGGACGAGUACGUAGACAAUGGAAAUCUAGAGCACUGGCUUCAUGGCUGCAUCAGUGAUGUUAGCCCCUUAACAUGGAAUAUUCGGAUGAACAUUGUGCUUGGAAUUGCAAAAGGUUUGGCUUAUCUUCAUGAGGAUACUGAACCAGCUGCUAUAAUACAUCAACACCUAAAGUCAAGUAGCAUAUUGCUUGAUAAGCAUUGGAAUCCAAAGAUUUCUGAUUUUGGUAUCACCAAUCUCUUAGGUUCUGAUGAAAGUAGUAAUUACCCAAUAACAUCCCCACCUGGAAUGUCAGGCUAUCUUGCACCAGAAUAUUUAUCCACUGGAAUUUUAGACGAUAAGAGCGAUGUUUACAGCUUUGGCAUACUUAUCAUGGAGAUUGUAUCUGGAAAACCUCCCACAGAGUGUACUACCACAGAAAUUGAGGAGUAUUUAAUUGACUGGAUGAAAUCAAUGGUGGCAAGCCAACAAUACGAUCAAAUAGUGGAUCCAAAGCUACCAGAAAUGCCUUGUAUGAAAGAACUGAAAAUAAUUCUGCUCAUUGCUCUUAGAUGUGUUGAUCCAAAUGUUAACAGCAGGCCUAAAAUGGGACAAGUGAUCCACAUGCUGCAGCCGCGCGAUUUACUACUCAGCGAUGUAAACGUCACUCCUCUGCUUCAUCAUAACUUCAAAAGCAUUAAUAAAAAAGAAUGCGUUUAAUCUUUA
Messenger RNA from Solanum dulcamara, 1286 nucleotides. RefSeq names its product probable serine/threonine-protein kinase At1g01540. Bases 36 to 1280 code for a protein of 414 amino acids. Gene Ontology annotation, biological process: protein phosphorylation. Gene Ontology annotation, molecular function: protein kinase activity; ATP binding. The record is from RefSeq and is a predicted model, not a curated record. The transcript has 6 exons. Lineage: Eukaryota; Viridiplantae; Streptophyta; Magnoliopsida; Solanales; Solanaceae.